Messenger RNA from Sinocyclocheilus anshuiensis, 3177 nucleotides. Its product is annotated as leucine-rich repeat neuronal protein 1-like. The record is from RefSeq and is a predicted model, not a curated record. Gene Ontology annotation, cellular component: plasma membrane. The transcript has 2 exons. NCBI's taxonomy places the organism in Eukaryota, Metazoa, Chordata, Actinopteri, Cypriniformes, Cyprinidae. Gene Ontology annotation, molecular function: protein binding. The coding region runs from base 311 to 2545 and encodes 744 amino acids.
GAUGCUGUUGACGCGAGAAUAAUUUCACUCCGGAGGCAAGCUUUCGAACGGACCGAGAGGGUGAAAAUAGACUUCAUAUUUAGAAUAAAAUAAGCAAACGCAAAAUAUAAUCAACUGCCUAGAGUAGAAGCGACCAUUUGCUCAAAUUGCAACGCAAUAGUAGAGAAAUAGGUGAGAGUGAGUCCCUGGAACGGAUCCAUCCUUCAGUCGCUGGAGGGCUGGAUGAGAAAAUUCCUGUCUUCCAUUUUGUAGCAAUCUUCCCUCCAACUGUCAACUACCUACUGGGCGCAACACUCUAGAGAUCCUCAAUAUGGAGAGAACUGCCAUUUCCACUUCACUGCUCACAGUCUGUUUCGUUUUGGCUAUGUGCCGCUGUUCCCUUGCAGUUCCCUUCUGCCCUGCCCAGUGUGUCUGCGAGACCCGCCCAUGGUACACACCUCAGUCGGUCUACCAUCAAGCCAAGACUGUUGACUGCAACGAACUCCAUUUGAGCAAAAUCUCAUGGAAUAUUUCAGUCGAUACUCAGGUGCUGCUUCUUCAGAGCAACAAUAUCUCCAGGGUAACCUCAGAACUCCAGAGCUUGGUAAACCUCACGGAACUGGAUCUCUCCCAGAACCACUUCACACAAAUCCAUGACGUUGGCUUGAGUAACCUAACCCAACUGGUCACACUUUACCUUGAGGAAAACCAAAUUAAAGAGCUACCUGAUAUGUGUCUAAAGGAUCUAGUCAACUUAGAGGAGCUUUAUAUUAAUCAUAAUCAGAUAUCUUCUAUUGGUCCUAAUGCAUUUUCAGGCUUGGGGAACCUGUUGAGGCUUCACCUUAACUCUAAUAAGCUUAUGGCGAUAGAUAGCCAUUGGUUUGAGUCUCUACCCAACCUUGAGAUCCUAAUGAUAGGGGAAAAUCCCAUUCUUGGACUGCAAGAUAUGAACUUCCACCCCCUCUCUAAAUUGCACAGUCUGGUUCUCGCAGGAAUGGGGCUCAGGGAAAUACCAGAGGGUGCUUUCCAGGGAUUAGACUACCUUGAGAGUCUCUCGUUCUUCGAUAACAAGCUCACGGCUGUGCCAAAGAAAGCCCUGCGUGUUCUACCGAGCCUCAAGUUUCUCGACCUUAACAAGAAUCCCAUUAUCCGUAUACAGAAAGGUGACUUCCGAGACUUUCCCCACUUAGAGGAACUCAGUCUGAACAACAUGGAGGAACUUGUGGCGGUUGAGAGGGGCGCAUUCUCUAACUUACCACAAAUGGCCAAAUUGGAGCUCUACAACAGCCCUCACCUGUUCUUCAUAGACCGAGCUGCUUUCCUGAAAAUGCGUGGCUUGCGCACCUUACUGAUCCACAAUAACAACCUCAUGCUUUUGCCCCAUGAGAUUUUAUCUGCUUUCCCCAGUCUGGAUGAAAUCAGUCUUUAUGGCAACCCACUCAGGUGCGAUUGUCUCGCCAACUGGGGGCCCAUCCUGGGCAACCAAUCAAGCCUCAAAGUUCUGGAGCCCCAAAUAACUCUUUGUGGCUCCCCACCACAUCUUGUUGGCCAAUCCCUUCAGGAAGUGGUGUUUGCAAGUUGGAAUGGGGCAAGCAACACCUGCCUGCCUCUAAUUUCUCAGCAUGCCUUCCCUCCACAGCUCAACGUCACCUUAGGACAGCUUCUAACACUCAACUGCUGGGCCGUGGCAGAUCCAGCACCUCAGUUUUACUGGGUGACACCCACCGGGGACAAAGUCACUUCUGAAGCUGUUUCACCAUCCUCGAAUGAGGGAGGAGGAAUGCCGAAGAAGCAUCGGAUGCAAGACCAAGGUGCUCUAGAGAUCCCACAUGUCGAACCCGAGGAUGCUGGUCUCUACACUUGUGUUGCUUGGAAUGCAGAGGGAGCCGACACCCGAAGUGUCUCUAUUUAUGUGAAUAGGAGCAACUGGCAUGGUGGACACCCUAUUGGAGGUCAUCAAGGGGUGGUGAACACCACUGGAUCCUUAGUAAUCCUGGCAAAAAUCAUCCAUGCCCAGUCUGUGGUGCUCGAAUGGAAGGUGCACCCAUCUGCUGCAUCCUCCAGCCAUGAAGUGUCACAACCCAAGUGGCUCAGCGCUACAGUAAAAAUCGACAACCCGCAGAUCAGCUACACGGCGAUGGUCCCUAUAGAUGUCCAAGAGUACAACCUUACUCACCUUCUACCUUCCACGGAAUACCAAGUUUGCCUGACCAUGGCUGGCACUGAGCAGACCCAGCACUCUUGUAUCAACGUGACCACCAAAGAAGCCAGCUUUGCCGUGGAAAUGGUUGCCCAGCCAAACAACGUAGCCCUUGCAGCAGUCAUGGGCUCAAUGUUCGCCAUCUGCAUCAUGGCUCUGUUGGUGUUCUACAUGGGAUGGCGCAUGAAGCAGAAAUCUUGUCACCACUCUCUUAAGAAAUACAUGCAGCACACCACUUCCAUUCCUCUGAACGAACUCUACCCACCACUUAUUAACCUCUGGGAGAAUGAGACGGAAAAAGAAAAAGAGGGCACCGUUGACCCACAGAACUCACAGAUAGACACUUCAAAAACGUACAUGUGGUAGCUGCACAACAGAAAGUAGAUAGAAGAGACAUUUUAAACAGUAUAUGUACUGUGUUGUACAUAAAUGACAAGUAUGUAUUAUUGAUUUGUCAUUGUGAAAGAUAUAUGUAUUUUUAGAUUGUACCCUUCAAUGCAAAGGACACUUGGUUGCAGUUGUGAUUUGUUAGACAUCCAACAGACGUGGGCAGCAAAACACAUUCUAUGGUUUUGCAUUGCAUUGUAUUUUCUGAAACUAAUUCAACGUUAAGCAUGCCAAUGUGUUAAUAAUUCAUAUAAUUUCUUCAUUCUAUAUCAGCACUAAGCAAGCUAAUACACUAACACAGAUCAACACUAUUUAUAUAGCCUCCCACAUAUCAAAUGAAGUCACAUGCCAUCAGAUUCUGGAGUUUUUGCAUGGAACGUUUGCAUGAUAUUUUGGUGCUAGCAGGGAGUUUUUUCCUAGUUUUCUCACUUCUAAAAAUACACAGGUGUGAGAAGGUGACAUACACGCACUCGUUGCUCUCAUUUGUCUUCAGCUUGUCACAUUUUAUCACCUGCAUUGUAAUGAAAAUAAAAUCUAAACCAAACCUGCCAGGUGCUAUGAACUGGCUGUUUCUGCUAACUAAUUAGCUGUCAUGUGCAAUUAAUAUCUGG